Molecule: messenger RNA, 810 nt
Organism: Leptosomus discolor (cuckoo roller)
Lineage: Eukaryota; Metazoa; Chordata; Aves; Leptosomiformes; Leptosomidae
Source: RefSeq, a predicted model, not a curated record
AUGUAUCCUGCCACAAAGUUACUUUUUGGUGGGGGUGAGAAAAUUGCCUUCAUGGUAGCACUAGGACUGGUUACAACAGAACAUUUGGAAGAAAUCCAGAGCAAGCGUCAGGAAAGAAAGAGAAGAAGCACAGCAAAUCCAGCCUACAGUGGACUCUUGGAAACAGAGCGGAAACGCCUUGCAUCAAAUUAUUUGAAUAACCCCUUGUUCCUUUCAACACGAGCAAAUGAGGAUCCAUUCUGGAAGAAUGAGAUCCACCAUGAUGAACACUGCACUGCUUGCAAGCGUGGUGUUAACUUGCAGCCCUGUGGCACAUGUCCCAGAGCAUAUCACCUCAACUGCUUGGACCCACCCCUCAAAACUGCCCCUAAGGGGGUUUGGGUCUGUCCAAAGUGCCAACAGAAGGUGUUAAAGAAAGACGACAAUGUGCCAUGGACUGGAACUCUGGCUAUUGUUCAUUCCUAUGUUACUCAUAAAACAGUCAAAGAAGAAGAGAAGCGAAAGUUGUUAAAGAGAAGCAGUGAGCUGAAGAGUGAGCAUAGACAGUUAGAAGAAAAAGAUCGACUUCUCAACAAUGCAGUGAAGAAAUGCUUAGAGCUAAAAACCAGCCUGUUGGCCCAGCAGAAAGGGACUCAGUCAUCACUGGAACGUCUCAAAACCCUCAUUAGACUGAUACAAAACGAGCAGAUGAUUCAGGUUACCAUGACGACCACCACCACCUCCUCCCUGCUAACUGUCCCCUGGAUCAAACCCUCCCCUGCCUCCGCUGCCAUGCACAAAGCCUUGCAGCAAUCACAGGGUAACAACUGA